Messenger RNA from Lytechinus variegatus (green sea urchin), 1694 nucleotides. RefSeq names its product beta-1,3-galactosyltransferase 1-like. Lineage: Eukaryota; Metazoa; Echinodermata; Echinoidea; Temnopleuroida; Toxopneustidae. Gene Ontology annotation, molecular function: hexosyltransferase activity. The coding region runs from base 268 to 1338 and encodes 356 amino acids. Gene Ontology annotation, cellular component: membrane. The record is from RefSeq and is a predicted model, not a curated record. The transcript has a single exon.
UAACUAUACGCUAUUUAUAUAAAUCCUGUUUGCACGGUAUGUUUGAGUGAUUGAUUAGGUGUCACACUUUCUGUUGAUAUUAGAAUGUGUAUUCCUAAUGAGUCUACUGUCGGAACGCCUGUAGUAUACCGGCUGGUCCGUGCAACUAAAAAUCAAAUCAAUACCGGGAUAUAUAUACUGCAUUUAGAAUCGAGACUCCAUACCUUACGGUGUGUUUGUUGAAUUUUAAUUGGAAAUGCCAGUUUUGUCUAUUUUGCAUUCUUCGAUAUGUUGGUUCCUCUAUCAGUGAAUUUUUUGAGCAGGUAUCAUCGGUACAGUAUGCGCAUCAUCGCCAUGAUUGUCCUCGUCAUCAUCGUUAUCACGUCACUACGAUCCUUGAUAAUAAUGGAUGCGUGUAUCACUUCAGUUGGAGCGGAAAUUGAACCUGCCCAUCGUCAUCAAAGCAGAAAGAUUAAUGGUGAUGUAAAUAUUCGUUACUUUGAACGCAUACCUGGCGAAGAGUAUGGCUAUAUCCACAAUCCUCGUAACAUCUGUAUGGGUGAGGGUGGUAAAAAAGAACCAAUAUUUCUCCUGUUUCUGGUAAUGUCAACUCCACGAGAGAUUUCUUUGAGAGAAGCGAUUCGAGACUCAUACGCAAACGAUACAAACUGGCCAGUCCUGGAAGAAGGCUCGGUCAGGACCGUGUUCCUCAUCGGCGACAUCGACGCACACGAUUACGUAACCCAAGAUGCCAUCAACGGUGAGAUGUACUACUAUGGUGACAUCGUACAGUCGACCGAGUUCGUAGAUUCCAAAUCAAAUCAAACAAGGAAAAUUAUCAUGGGGUUUCGAUGGGUGAAGGACCACUGCCGUCACGCCCUCUACGUCAUGAAAAUUGAAGAGCGGAGCAUGGUGAACCAAAGGACUCUUCUCAAACGCCUCAGAGGGGAUCAUGACCAGAAACAUUUCCUAUUGGGGGAUGUAGUAACAGAUGUUCAAGCAUUGCGUGACAAUAUGCGUUUCAAUAUACCCCCUGAUAUCCUACAUCCUAAUGGAACUUUACCACCCUUUUUCUACGGCGCAGGGUAUAUACUGUCCUUUGACGUUGUGGAAGCUAUUUACCAAGUUUCCUUUAGCAUCCCAUUUGUUAUGAAUACAAAUGUUUAUAUUGGAUUAUGUCUUCAAAAACUUGGCAUCACAUUGAUCCAGACUCCUGAUAAUGGAUCCUUCUCGAAGAAAAUCAAUUAUAACGAAUCCGGACGCAAUGGUGUCGAUAAGUUUAAUCAAUGCAUAGCUAUACCACAUUUAUCUGAAACUGAAAUGUACAUUCUCUGGCGAUUUGGAAAAAUAUCUUUUUAAGCAUAUAAAUCUGCGACAGAAAAGCAAAUGAGCAUAUACAGAAAUAAGAGAUUUAUACAUCCAAUAAGUCAAUAAUCGGAUAUCGUCCCCGGUCACCAAACAAACUCGAUAUACAACGGGAAGUAUAACGAUGGUGCGCAGCAUAAGAUCAUGGUAACUCUUCGGUGAUAUAUUAGGGUUAGCUAGCCUGUCACCGAAAACAGACAGAAAAAAGUUUCACAAUUUAAAGGAAGAAUUGUUAUCCUGAAUCGAAAAAAAAAACAUUGCUAAUCGGGCACGCGGAGACUGUGAUUGAAACCGCCAUAAUGGCAGAAAUCUCAGUUACGUCUGCUCUGAUCACCACUCUACCUGCAGUC